Alnus glutinosa is the source of this 2158-nucleotide messenger RNA. Its product is annotated as CBL-interacting serine/threonine-protein kinase 11. The transcript has a single exon. Lineage: Eukaryota; Viridiplantae; Streptophyta; Magnoliopsida; Fagales; Betulaceae. The record is from RefSeq and is a predicted model, not a curated record. The coding region runs from base 318 to 1631 and encodes 437 amino acids. Gene Ontology annotation, molecular function: protein kinase activity; ATP binding. Gene Ontology annotation, biological process: protein phosphorylation; signal transduction.
GCCCUUUUAUUUAAGUUAAGACAGACAGACAAGCCACUCGAAACUUCCACCGAGAAACCCGCGUUUCAACCUUUACGUUUCUAUAACCUUCUACCUCUACGACGACCAAAACAACUUCAACAACAAGAAGCGAAGCAAAGAUAUUAUUAUUCUCUCAAAACCCUCGUCCUAAGUUGUUCCAACUUCCAAGCCUUCUGUUUGUUUUUUCUUUUUUCUUUCACUCGCUCGAUCAUCACGAAGAGCGUUUAAUUCUCGGUGCCUUCAGCCUUCAAUUACUUCUGAUCGAACCUAGUUUCGAUCUCUGGCAUCGCUCUAUCAUGCCAGAGAUCCAAAAUGUUCCCGACCAGAACGGCAACGGUAUCGGCAACAACAACGCCUUGUUAGGAAAGUACGAGGUGGGCAGGCUCCUCGGAUGCGGGGCCUUUGCCAAGGUCUACCACGCGCGCAAUGUCAGCACGGGGCAGAGCGUGGCGAUUAAGGUCAUCAGCAAGAAGAAGAUCUCAGCCACGAGCAGCUUGAUGUCGAACAUCAAGCGCGAGAUUUCCAUCAUGCGGAGGCUCAACCACCCCCACAUCGUGAAGCUCCACGAGGUCCUCGCCUCUAAGACGAAGAUCUACUUCGUCAUGGAAUUAGUCAAGGGCGGCGAGCUCUUCGCCAAGGUCGCCAAGGCUCGCUUCACGGAAGAUCUCAGCCGCCGGUACUUCCAGCAGCUCAUCUCCGCCGUCGGAUACUGCCACUCCCGCGGGGUCUUCCAUCGUGACCUCAAGCCCGAGAACCUCCUCGUCGACGAAAAUGGGAAUCUCAAGGUCUCGGAUUUCGGCCUCAGCGCUGUCAGGGGCCAGGUCCGGCACGACGGGCUGCUGCACACUCUGUGCGGCACGCCGGCCUACGUUGCGCCGGAGAUUCUGACCAAGAAAGGCUACGACGGCUCAAAGGUGGAUGUCUGGUCGUGCGGCGUGGUUUUGUACGUGUUGAACGCCGGUUACUUGCCGUUCAACGACCCGAAUUUGAUGGCCAUGUACAAGAAGAUUUACAAGGGAGAGUAUCGGUGCCCCAAGUGGUUCUCUCCGGAUCUCAAACGGUUUUUGUCUCGGGUUCUGGCCACCGACCCGGAGAAGAGGAUCACCGUCAACGAGAUCCUGAGUGACCCAUGGUUCAAGAAGGGGUACAAGGAGGUGACUUACUACGAAGAAGUGGAGAAAGAAGAGGAGCCCAAGUUUAAAGACCUCAAUGCUUUCGAUCUCAUAUCCUUCUCCUCCGGUUUGGACCUCUCCGGUUUGUUCGUUGACUCAGACAACUCGGUGACCGACGGAAUGCGACUCGUAUUGGCCGAGUCGCCCGAGAAAGUCGUCGAGGAAGUGGAGGAAUUCGCUAAAGCUGAUGAGAACAACUUGAGAGUGAGGAGGAAGAAGGAAUGGGGUGUGGAGCUGGAAGGGCAGGAUGGUAAUUUGGCAAUAGGGGUGGAGGUUUACCGGUUAACGGACGAUCUAGUGGUGGUGGAGGCUAAAAAGAGAGGUGGGGACGUUGGGCCCUACAAAGACAUGUGGAACAACAAGCUUAGGCCUCGUCUGGUCGGUGGGCUAAGGGCUCAACCGGGAACUUCUUCCCAGCAGGUCCCCCAGACGUCUUGAUGCAUCCCAGUUUUCAAAACUACAAAUUAUUAAAAAAAAAAAAGAAAAAAAAAGAAGAAGUAAUUCUUCAGUCUAUUUUAUUAAAUUGACUCUGUAAUUAUUAGAGUAUGUGAUUCUUAAACAUGCAUAUGCAUUUGUUAAUUUCGAUUACGAAAUAUAUAAAAUGCAUUUACAAAUUAAAUCUGCGUUAGAAUCACUUGCUCUUAAGGCCGAGUUUAAUUUAAUAUAUUAGAUUGGAUAAUUAUAUUAAAAAAAAAAAAAAAAAAAAAAGGUUAGAAUUUGGGUGUUCUUUGUUAUUACAAUUAUGGUCUAUGUGGCGUUUGUGUUUGUAUAUGUGUAUAUGUAUAUGAAAUAAAGACGGCCAAGGGUGGCGGGAAUUUCCGUAGUAAAUCCCUGGUUUUGUUCAUUGAGUUGCAGGGUAAUUUUGUAUGGAAAGGAGUCCUACUGAGAGGCCUUGUAGUCUUGUUUUGUAUAUCUUAAUUGUGUACAUAUGUAAAACCAAAAGAAUGAAGAUUUAAUUGCACUAA